Physcomitrium patens is the source of this 1745-nucleotide messenger RNA. RefSeq names its product fructose-bisphosphate aldolase 1, chloroplastic. Gene Ontology annotation, biological process: glycolytic process. Lineage: Eukaryota; Viridiplantae; Streptophyta; Bryopsida; Funariales; Funariaceae. Gene Ontology annotation, molecular function: fructose-bisphosphate aldolase activity. The record is from RefSeq and is a predicted model, not a curated record.
UUCCGUGAGGCUUUACCAUUCGGGGGCCAAGGAAUGGCCGCAAAGAGGGACCAAAGGCACCUUAUCCUCGUCUGUCAACCACAGAUGCAGCCCUGCUCCCAGAGCCGCAAAUUCGUCCAGCGCCUUCAUCGCCAUCCUUUCCAUGCGCGGUCAAUCCUCUUCGCCAGGGAUCUCUCACUCCUCCCGUUGUACCUAGUUUUAUAGUUUGCCAACCGCCAACAUUCUGCAUUGCAGUUCUAGAGUGCAGCCCGGCUUUCUCCACCGGACCUCUCUUAGGGCCGAUCUCUCUUCUCUUGCUCGUCUGUUCUUCCUCACGUUGUCGCUCCUCGCGAGACCUCACUGUGCUGGUUGCAAUGGCCGCCGUCGGAAUGACCAUGUCGCUCAAGAGCAGCACUGCCUUGAAGGGUGACUUCCUGGGUGCUGCUUUGAAGCAGACCGUAGCUGCCCCCAAGGCCGCCAAUGUGGCGUUCGCUGUCCGUGCCGCCGGUUACGAUGAGGAGCUCGUCAAGACCGCGAACUCCAUUGCGUCCAAGGGCAAGGGUAUCUUGGCUAUGGAUGAGUCCAACGCUACCUGCGGUAAGCGUCUGGAGUCAAUUGGCUUGGAGAACACCGAAGCCAACCGUCAGGCAUACAGGCAAUUGCUGGUGACCACCCCUGGACUCGGUGACUACAUUUCUGGAGCUAUUCUCUUUGAGGAGACUUUGUACCAGUCGACCACCGAUGGCAGGACCAUGGUGGACUGCCUGAAUGCCAAUGGCAUUAUCCCUGGUAUCAAGGUCGACAAAGGUCUCGUGCCUUUGACCGGAUCCAACAACGAGUCCUGGUGCCAAGGUUUGGAUGGAUUGGCCUCGAGGACUGCUGCCUACUACAAGCAGGGCGCCCGAUUCGCCAAGUGGAGGACUGUUGUGAGCAUCCCCAACGGACCCUCGGAGUUGGCCGUCACUGAAGCUGCCUGGGGCCUUGCUCGGUACGCCUCCAUCUGCCAGGACAAUGGCUUGGCACCCAUCGUGGAGCCCGAGAUCCUUUUGGACGGAGACCACGGCAUCGACAGGACCCUGGAGGUUGCCUCCAAGGUGUGGUCCAAGGUGUUCUACUUCUUGGCUGAGAACAACGUGCUCUUUGAGGGUAUCCUUCUGAAGCCCAGCAUGGUCACCCCUGGUGCUGAGUGCAAGGAAAGGGCCACCCCCGAGCAGGUUGCCCAGUACACCUUGAACAUGUUGAAGAGGCGUGUGCCCCCUGCCGUUCCUGGAAUCAUGUUCUUGUCUGGUGGACAAUCUGAGGUCGAAGCAACUUUGAACUUGAAUGCCAUGAACCAGAGCCCCAACCCAUGGCACGUGUCUUUCUCAUACGCCCGUGCCCUUCAGAACUCUGUCUUGAAGACAUGGAAGGGACAGCCAGAGAAUGUGGAGGCUGCCCAGAGGGCACUCCUUGUGCGUGCUAAGGCUAACUCUUUGGCUCAGUUGGGUAAGUACUCCGCUGAGGGCGAGGCUGAGGAAGCCAAGCAGGGAAUGUUUGUCAAGGGCUACACCUACUAAGCAGAUUCGGACAAACCCACCUUGAUUUUGUAGUAUGUAGAAAUGAGGCAUGUGUACCUGCCUGUAGAUCAUUAUUAGUUGUCUCAUGUUGCAAGAACCUGAUAAGUCAUCUACUCGAUUAGUGUUUUUCCUGUACGAUCCGUCGACUAUUUAAUCUAAACUUACGAGUGGAGAAUUUUAACAAAAUCUUGCAACUGAGUUUUUCCCCGA